Molecule: messenger RNA, 2112 nt
Organism: Amphiprion ocellaris (clown anemonefish)
Lineage: Eukaryota; Metazoa; Chordata; Actinopteri; Pomacentridae
Product: hexokinase-4-like
Exons: 11
Coding region: 261-1781 (506 amino acids)
Biological process (GO): glycolytic process; glucose 6-phosphate metabolic process; intracellular glucose homeostasis
Cellular component (GO): mitochondrion; cytosol
Molecular function (GO): ATP binding; mannokinase activity; D-glucose binding
Source: RefSeq, a predicted model, not a curated record
AAAAGCAAACAGACGCAAAUCCGCUUCAGAUUCACUUUGGAUUCUCGACAAACUCGGUUUUGUUUCGGCAAACUUCGGCUGCAGGUCAGUUUUUUACGUGAAACCAGCUGUUUGGGCUUCGUGCCGCCGCGCGUAAAAAUGAUCCACGGAAGGACGAACACGGAGCGUCUCCUGUUGCGACACCCGUGAAGUGGGAGGAAUCUCACCAGCCUCAUUCGUUGAGGAAGUUCACUGUCAGUUGGAGCAGCAGGACGCAAAAGAUGAGCAACAUGGAGGCAAACAGCAACAACAGCAUUCAGAUUUCAAAGAAGCGAAAAAUGAGUGGCGACACUUCGACACUUCACCUGGACGGCAUCCCUUUGGACACGCUCAGUGAGGUGGAGAAAUACCUGGAGCCUUUCCGUCUGUCUCUGGAGAAGCUGAAGGAAGUUUCCGUCCGGCUGAAGAAGGAUCUGAUCCGAGGUCUGGGGAAACACUCGCAUCACAGAGCCGCCGUCAAGAUGCUGCCCACCUUCGUCAGGGCCACGCCGGACGGGACGGAAAAAGGCGACUAUCUGGCGUUGGAUCUCGGCGGGACGAACUUCCGAGUUCUUUACGUUCGUGUGGUGGAGGAGCAGCAGAAAGUGGUGAAGAUGGACAGUAAGAUCUGCAGCAUCCCACAGGAGAUGAUGCUGGGAACCGGAGAACAGCUGUUCGACCACAUCGCCCAAUGUCUCGGUGAAUUCCUCGAGUCUCAGGACCUGAAGGGACAAACUCUUCCUCUGGGCUUCACCUUCUCCUUCCCCUGCGAGCAGAAGGAGAUCGACAAGAGCAUCCUGAUCCGCUGGACCAAAGGCUUCAGCUGCUCCGGUGUGGAGGGACAAGACGUGGUGAAGCUUCUGAAAGAGGCCAUUCACAGGAGAGGGGACUACGAUAUCGGCUCGGUUGCCAUGGUGAACGACACGGUGGGCACGAUGAUGAGCUGCGGAUACAGGGACCAGAGCUGUGAGAUCGGCAUGAUCAUCGGGACGGGAACCAACGCCUGCUAUAUGGAGGAGAUCAAGAACGUGAAGCGUGUGGAGGGCGAGGACGGCCGGAUGUGCAUCAACACGGAGUGGGGCGGCUUCGGAGACGACGGCUCCCUUAAAGACAUCCUGACGGAGUUUGACGAGGUGGUGGACCAGACGUCCAUCAACCCUGGUGUCCACACUUUUGAGAAGAUGAUCAGCGGUAUGUAUCUGGGGGAAAUAGUCCGGCUGCUGCUGGUGAAGAUGGCGGAAGACAAACUGCUGUUUAAAGGAGAAACAUCAGAGGCGCUGCUGACUCCAGGACAGUUUGAGACAAAAUACAUCUCUGAGAUCGAGGAGCCAGACAGCGGUCUAGAAAACGCCCAGAAGAUUCUGACGGCGUUGGGUCUGAACUGGGAUCCGGUGGACGCCUGUGUGGUGCGUCUGGUCUGCGACACCAUCUCCUCACGCUCUGCACGUCUCUGUGCUGCUGCCUUGGCAACCAUCUCCAACCGUAUCCGUGUCAACCGUGGGCUGGACCAUCUGAAGACCACCGUAGGGGUGGAUGGGACGGUCUACAGAAAGCACCCCAAUUUCAGUGAGGAGCUCCAGGCAGCGGUGCGCCUCCUCGCCCCUAAGUGUGACAUCACCUUCCUCGUCUCUGAGGACGGCAGUGGGAAGGGCGCUGCCAUGGUAACAGCGGUAGCGCAGCGGAUAGCUCUCCAGUCCCGGCUGUUGGAGGACAGCGACGGCGAGGAUGAGGAGGAUGAGGAUGAGGAUGAGGAGGAUAAAUAGGAGGCAGAACAAAUGGAUUUUUUUUUACCAUCAAACACAAAAGUGUGAAUCUUUAAUCCAGCUGCAGCUUUAACAUUAUGUAAACUAAGGUGGGGGAAGGAUUUAGAUGUUUUAAUACUCAUGACUUUUAAAAUUGUACUUGAAUAAAAGUGUAAUAAUCAGAAUAUAUAGUACCAAAAGUAAAAGUACUCACUAUGCACAACAGCCACUUUUAGAAUCAGCAUUAAUGUGUCAGGUGGAGGUACAUUUUAUUACUUUAUAUGUUACUGUGCAGCUUGUGAAUUUCCACCAGGGGUCAAUAAAGUCUUGUAUAAAAUAUACUUAAAAAGAA